This is a messenger RNA of Neocloeon triangulifer, 1747 nucleotides long. Its product is annotated as actin maturation protease. Lineage: Eukaryota; Metazoa; Arthropoda; Insecta; Ephemeroptera; Baetidae. The coding region runs from base 750 to 1649 and encodes 299 amino acids. The record is from RefSeq and is a predicted model, not a curated record. The transcript has 5 exons.
GUACAUCAUCGACUCGUCUGAACCGAGUAUGGCGUGAACGGCAUCCCACAGCUUAAAGUUGCCCUUUGGAAAUCCCAGACUGCGCUUGCGAAGCUCCAUUCUAAAAAAAACCAGAUGAUUAUUUUUUAGACAGGAAAUUUGCAACAACCUUAUCAUUGUAGUACCUAUAUUCCUGGGAGAGAUUGGCGAUGCGGGUUUUGACUUCGGUGCUCGACCUUGAGUAGCCUCUCUCCUGCAGCAACCUGGCCAUCUCGUCAAGCAUGAAGCCGUUUCUCUUGGUGGUCUUCAUCUCCUGCACCCGCUCGCCCCACAGCUGCAGCAGCGCUAAGGUCUCUGCUUCACCCCAAUUCGGGCUGCGUCUUUUCCGCUGCUCCGCUAAGCACAUUACACAUGCCACCAUUUUUCAUUGCGUCUCACACAUUUGCAGACAAAAAACACCCUCCAACUAUAGGAGGUCGCUACAAAAUUGACUCAACAAAAAGGAAACCACACACCAGUGACUUAAUUGUCACAGGUAGUUUUAAGUAAAUAACAACGCCAGAAGAAAAAGCCAAAUCAAUUUUAAAAUAAAAGAAAAUAAAAUUUUGUUUAAAGAUUUAAUUUCAGUCGCUUACUCUCUUGUUUGUUGUACAACUUCCAUCCACUGUAAGGCCCUUGGUUUGCUUCGAGGAGUUCUGUGAUGAUUUGCUGCGAACUCUCUCCGAGCUCAGCAACUGCAAGAAGGUCUGAUUUACACAAAGCGGACUUUCAUGUCUGAAACUACUUCCGAGACUCACAAAAAUAAGUCUGGAGCAACGACAAACGGCUCAGGUGGACCAGUUCCUCCUCCACCACCACCGUCUUUGCCCAAUUUUGGAAAUGCUGAAGAAUCAAAAUCUCCAGAAAUCGAAAUCGAGUCUCAUGAGGCUGUUGUGCAAAAACUCGUCAAAAAAUUGUGCGAUUGGGGCUCAUUGGGAGGCUCAGCCGCACUAGUAAUUUCAAGACACGUCCAGCAUAUUCCACAAAUAGGACCAAAAUGUGGAAUCGUUGCUCUGAAUAUGGCGCUAUCCGUGUUUCUCCAGCAACCUAUCACCGUGGACGAAAUUCUGAAUGUGGCUCGAGAGAGAAAAUACACAAACCACGGAGAAAUGUUCUGCGCCGAAAAUCUGAAGAAACUUGCCACUCAUUUUUUACCAAACAACGAAGUUCAAUCUCUACACUCAGGACACCUGCGUAACCAAGAAUUUAUUGCUGAAACAUUGGCAGCUGGAGAUCUGCUUCUUGUGCCUUAUGACUCGUCUCGAAACUUUUCACCGGAGUGUCUCAAAGGUCAUAAAGCGCAUUGGGCCAUAAUCACCGGAAUAAUAAUUCCAAUAUCUCAACCAUCUUCUAACCCACCCUUGCCCGCUUACAAAAAUCUACCUCCAGGCCCUGAAGCGCUGCAGGAAGUUAAAAAGUACUUGCCAGUGAGUUGCCUCCAUGUACUGGCGUUGCAGGGAAAGAGCAGACACCUCAGCGCGUGGCCUUUGACAGACUUGGUUACAAGCAACGAAAACCUGGUUCAGAUUGACCCUGAGAGGGAGGCCAGUGAUCUGGAAUACAUUGUACCUGAGGGAGGACUGAAACAGGGACUUUGCGGAAAAGCUCUUCUCUUGAAACGUCCAAACUAAAAUAUCUCAAAUUCUUCUAAUCAAUGCGUGAUCAAAUGGAUAAAUAAUAUUGUGUUACUAAGGAAUGUUGAAUAAAAGUUUUAUUUGCUUUUUGUAAA